AUGUCUGGACCGAAAGAAAUUGUGAUCGUAGGCGCUGGCAUCAUCGGCUCAACUACGGCUUUCUAUCUCGCACGCCAUUCUGCCUUAAACGGUGCGCGGAUCACCAUCCUCGAGGCUUCCAAAUCUGGAGCGGCGCAGGGCGCAUCAGGCAAAGCAGGAGGUCUGGUUGCCAAAUGGGCCUACCCGUCCGCUCUCACGGGCGUCUCGUUCAAGGAGCACGUCGCUCUCGCCGAAGAGUUUGACGGUGCCAAGCGUUGGGGCUGGCGCUGGACGGGCGUCGGAUCCGUGGACUGCCGCGGUGCUCCGGGCAGCGAUCAGCGAGUGGGCGAAGGUCCGGGCCAGAAGGUAACUCUCGCGAAGCGCGACGGGCUUCGUGAUGGGCUCAAGGCGGGCAAGGCGGCGCGCGCCAAAGGCAUGCCCGACGAUCUUACUUGGGUCAACGCCGAUCUUACGGAUGGGUACGAAGAGAUGGCGCCUAAGGGACAUACAGCUCAGGUCCACCCUUACUUGUUUACCACAAGCAUACUGUCUCUCGCAGUUGAACGCGGGGUGCAGUUCGUUCGCGGUCGUGUGAACACCAUCGACCGCGCCAACGGUCGGAUAACUGGGGUGCAUUAUGUGGACGUCGAGACCGGAGCCGAGCACGCACUCACGGCAGACACGGUGAUCCUUACCGCAGGGGCGUGGUCGCCAACGCUCCUGCCCGAGUUGCCCAUAGUAGGGCAACGCGCGCACUCCAUCGUCUUGCGUCCGCCGCCCGAUACGCCUCGAGAUGCUGUCGCCCCCUACGUCCUGUUUGCGAACAUCCAGCUUCCUGGAUCGCGCAGCGCCGUCUCGCCAGAGAUCUAUCCUCGUGGGGACCCCGACCCAGAAAUCUACGUAUGCGGCCCAGGAGACACGCGAGCACCGCUACCGCCAACAGUUGAUGAAGUCGAAGUGGACAAACGCGCGUGCGAAGAGAUCUACCAGUGGGUCGCUCAAACAGGCGUGAUUGAACCAUGGGCCAUCGACAAGGUAUUCGCGCAGCAAGCCUGCUACCUCCCGAAUGUUCAGGGUCCGGGGGGACCAAUCAUCGGGAAGGCACCUGGCGCCGAAAAUCUCUUCAUUGCUACGGGCCAUACCUGUUGGGGUAUUUGCAAUGCGCCUGGUACGGCCAAGGCGGUUGCUGAGCUUGUUCUCGAGGGAGCGAUCAAGUGUGCGAACCUCGCGGCGCUCGAUCCCAAGAACUACAUGUAA
Molecule: messenger RNA, 1236 nt
Organism: Peniophora sp. CBMAI 1063
Lineage: Eukaryota; Fungi; Basidiomycota; Agaricomycetes; Russulales; Peniophoraceae
Source: the annotation of a GenBank genome assembly